AUGGGGAAUGGUCGUCGGAGUUGCCUUUGGUGUAGAUUGAUAAUUCCAGUGUGGUGGAGAUGGUUCCAAAUUCAUUGCCAAAAGUUAAUGGAUCUUAAAUUGAUAAGUUGGAAUACUCGAGGGAUGAAUGCCUAUGAUAAAAUGGUGGCUCUAAAAAAUUUGGUGUUGGAUCAGAAGUGUGAUGUGUGUAUGGUGCAGGAGACAAAGAUAAUGAAAAUGAACCAAUUAAUGGAUAGGCAGAUAUGGUAUGAUACUGAGUUUGAUUGGGAUUAUAUGCCAUCAACUGGUACUUGUGGUAGCAGUGGUGGUCGUCUUACUAUCUGGAAUAGGAACAAGUUGUUGAAAGAAGAUGGAAGAAUGAGAGAUGUUAAUGCAGUCAGAUGUGAUGAGGAGAGAAAUAUAGUAGAAGGUGAUAGUAGGAACAAGGAUUUUCAUAAUAAUUUCAUUAAUAUCCAUGAAUUAGUAGAUUUUCCAUUGUCGGGUGGAGCCUAUACUUGGUCCGAUAUGCAGGAUUUUUUGAAAAAGGUUGAGGAAUGGUGGGGAAUAAUGAAGUUUCAAGGAAUUCCUAGUUUUGUUUUCUUUAAGAAACUUCAGAAUUUGAAGUACUUCUUGAAGAACUGGAGUAGGGAGGAAUUCAGUGGUGUUAAGAAGGAGAAGGCAGAGUUGACUGAGAAGAUUGGUUGCUUGGAUUAG
Papaver somniferum (opium poppy) is the source of this 693-nucleotide messenger RNA. RefSeq lists its product as uncharacterized. The coding region runs from base 1 to 693 and encodes 230 amino acids. Lineage: Eukaryota; Viridiplantae; Streptophyta; Magnoliopsida; Ranunculales; Papaveraceae. The transcript is spliced from 3 exons. The record is from RefSeq and is a predicted model, not a curated record.